AGCGUCCCAUCCUUAUCCGACACCAGCAGACGGAGCGCGAGUGCAUAAAGCUAGGCGCGCACGAAAAAGAGCAUCGGAAAGUGCAAGUAGGCAGGACAGCAAAGACAAGAGACCAUCGAUUAGAGCAGAGAGCUUGGAUACCUACGAUGCUGCAGAAAACAAUGAUGCAGACAAAGGGAUAGAGGUGCAAACAGAUGAACAUUGGAUUUCGCCGCUGGAUAUGCUUGCAGUGACUGCAGAGUUGGAAAUGGCAAAAACUGAAAUCAGUCGCUUACAAGCAAAAGUGGAAAAUUUAGAAACAGAGCUACAGAAAGAACAGAAACGAAAACUGUUUGGUAUUGAUGCUGUUGUUGAAUCUGAGAAGAACAGCAAAAAAAAUCUGUGUGUAUAUUAUACAGGACUUACACUAGUCCGUUUCAUGUCACUAUUUACAUUUCUCUUGCCAAAGAGGGAGACUUUGACUUAUGAUGAAAACAGAAAUGACAUUAGAGAAAUGUCAGCAGAAAAUGGACUUUUCCUGACUAUGUGCAGACUAAGACAAAACUUUGGUCUGUUCGAUCUAGCAACACGGUUCGGCAUUUCACAACAGUCAGCUGGUAUAGUAUUUAACACUUGGAUUGACAUUAUUUAUCUUAAGCUGUGCACUGUUUCUAUCUGGCCACACAGACAAACUAUAAUAGACAACAUGCCAAAAGACUUCAAAGCUAAUUUCCCUACAACAUUAAUUAUUAUUGAUGGAACAGAAUUAAAAACAGAAUCCCCCUGGGCCCAUGGUGUGCAAUGCCAACUAUAUAGCGAUUAUAAGUCUACCACAACAUUCAAGGCACUCAUAGGUUGUGACUCUCGGGGGUCUUUCAUGUUCACAUCAGAAUUAUUCACAGGAUCAAUAUCAGACAAGGCCAUUACAAAAGCAAGUGGUUUUUAUGAAACCAUACAACAACUGAAGGACAUUGGUUACAUUCAGAAUGGUGACGGUGUCAUGGCAGACAAAGGGUUUACAAUCAAGGAUGAGAUAAAUGCCCUUGGUCUGUCCUUAAACAUACCACCUUUUGCCUCAGCAGACAAACAGUUGUCUCAGGCAGAUCUUGCACUAACUGACAAAAUAGCAAGACACAGAGUGCAUGUUGAACGACUCAUUUCUCGCAUUAAAGAUUUCAAAAUAGUUGGUUGUACAAUUCCUGCUAUAUUAUUUCCUAAGUUAAACAGAAUAUGGGCUGUGUGUUGCUACUUGACACUUUUCCAGGGCUUUGUUUUGAAGAAAAUGUAAGAACAGUAAUACUAGUCUUGUUUUAGUACACAUUUCAUUAAUUUUUACCUGAUAGGAAACAGCUGACCCAAUUUGCACUUCUCCCAGGGGUGUAGAGACAGUUGGUGCUGAAGGCGUCAGCAUAUAUGUCAAUGGAGUACCAUGUAAUAAUUUCAGUGCAGCUAUCUCCUCGGGUUCAACCUUUGUCACUCUGUAAAUAUAAUGAAAAUGAAUUUUGAGAGUUGUCAAAUUUGCAAUAUUAAUUAAAAUAAAGAACAGUUUUAUGUG
Fundulus heteroclitus (mummichog) is the source of this 1534-nucleotide messenger RNA. RefSeq lists its product as uncharacterized. The coding region runs from base 221 to 1267 and encodes 348 amino acids. NCBI's taxonomy places the organism in Eukaryota, Metazoa, Chordata, Actinopteri, Cyprinodontiformes, Fundulidae. The transcript has 3 exons. The record is from RefSeq and is a predicted model, not a curated record.